GUGCAAUUUCAAAGGUUUCAAAGGUGGCGUUCUUAUGCAGUGUACUGAAACUGUCAGUAUCUCAAAAUCCGUAUUUUAGAUGGAAAGCGCCUUAGAUUUUCAAUUCCAGCCUUAGUCUGUUUUGGUUGUUUGGUUUAGUUAACCGUUUUACGUUUUACCUAACCUUUUUUAGUCACAACCCCUUAGAUUACCGUCGACGAAGAGGUUGUGUUUUCCCGCGUAGUUUGCGUUGUGAGAAAAACAUUUGAAACUGAACUGACAAUCACUGUAAAGCAAAACAUUACAUUACAACAUUCAAAACAAAAUAUAUUUGAUGUGUAAAUUAGAAACAGAGUCAUGAGUGAAUACCGUGUUCACUGGCUUGUCCAAGAACUCAUCACGGCUCUUGGGGUCACAUCAUCAGCUGAGGAAUUUGUGGAAAGUCUACAUAUUAAUUCAUCUGACACUGUGUCAGGAAGUGUUUUACAAUCAAACUUGCGUCAAGUUUCCCAGAGAAGCCCAAACCCAGAUGCAUUUAUAUCAAAGUAUGAAGAGCUGAAAUCUAAGCAAAUUUCUUCACUUCCACAUAUUAUUGCAUUGCUCUACCAAAUCACACAGGAUAAGAAACUCAAGGAUUAUCUUUACCGUAAGGCUGUUAGUUCUGGAAGAUCUGAGUCAGCGUCAUCCCUGAGCACUCCAAAAGUUCUCAGUGAUAGUAGAACAGUGUCGUCUCAUGUGGAUGGACAAAAUCUUCCUGAGAUUGUGACACGCGUGAAGAAAGCCGCCUCAGUUUCCAAAAGAUCUUCUCAGAGAUACAAGGAUUUGGAAAGAAAAAUUAGGCAUCCUUCCUAUCAGGCACCUGUGGUUCCUGAUUGGGGUAAACUUCGCCCUCACAUGGGCCUUGAUUUUGGUAUAGAAGUUUUGUCACCACGCCCCCUUCAAGAUGUUCCUAUGUAUUCACAAGAAACUAAGCUCAUGGAGGAUUUACUGUAUGUGCUGUCUGGGUUAGAGGGUGAAUACAUAGUUCCUCAUCCACCCUUGGAACCUAAUCAACUUCGCACAUUUGCUGUGAGUGAGGGAGUAGAUCCUUCACUGCGUCAACUGGUUGAAAAAAUUCUGCCCUUGGCAUCUUAUUAUUCCAUCAUAGUGCGCUUCAUUGAGGAAAAGUCAUCUUAUCAUCAUGGCCAAGUAAAUCAGUCAUUGGCGGGUGCCAUGAAUCUGCUCAUCCAUGAAUACAAGGUAUUUUUAGCUCAACUAGAAAUGCAUAUAAGACAUGAAAACGUGAAUCUGCAGUCCAUUCGGUUUUAUUCUCAACCAACAUUGCGCACCAUGGAAAUACUUGCUAACAUUGCUAUCACAAUCAACAAGGCUGGAGCUCAAGGGGGUAAGGUGCUUAGCUUAUUGCAUGAGCAGACAGUUUCUGCCGGUGAUCCCAAGGUGCGAAAACUCUGUAUGCAUUUAACUCAAGCUGCCAGUGUUCCUUACAUGGAAAUUUUACAAAAAUGGAUCUAUAUUGGAGUUAUUCAAGACCCCUAUGAGGAGUUUCUUGUUGAAGAUAAUGAGCUUAUUCAGAGAGAAGACCGUCCUGCCAAUUAUUCCGAUGAUUAUUGGGCCAAGUGCUACAUCAUAUGUCGUGAUCGGGUUCCUAUUUUCCUGGAAAAAAUAUCUGAUGUCAUCCUAAGGACUGGAAAGUACUUGAAUGUUAUCCGUCAGUGUGGAAGAAAUGUCAAGUCUCCACAGUCUCAAGAACUUAAAUACACUAUAGCAGAGAGUGAAUAUGUUGAGGCUAUUGAACAAGCAUAUUGCUUUGCUAGUCAGACACUUCUUGAUUUAUUAAUAAAAGAGUAUGAUCUUAUGGGGAGACUCAGGUCAGUCAAACAUUAUUUUUUACAUGAUCAAGGUGACUUCAUUGUACAGCUCAUGGAUAUGUGUGAGGGAGAGUUAUCCAAAAAUAUCAAUGAUAUUGUUCCUCAUCGGUUAGAAUCUUUGUUGGAACUAGCAUUGAGAACGUCAACAGCCAAUUCUGAUCCUUACAAAGAUGAUAUGCGAGCUGAACUUUUACCUUUUGAUCUUGUGCAUCAAAUGUUUAAAAUUCAUGGUAUUCAAAAUCAGGAGCUGUCAGAAUCGUGCUCUCCAGAUAAACUUACUGGGCUAGAAUCAUUUUCGUUUGGCUAUGAAGUAAGGUGGCCAGUAUCUUUGGUGCUUAAUUACAAUACGAAGGCCUGUUACCAAAUGAUCUUCAGACACUUGUUUUAUUGUAAACAUGUAGAGCGAUUGUUAUGCAGGGUGUGGCUUUCAAAUAAAGUGUGCAAGAUGUUUCCUGUAUCAUCAUCGCAAAGCUAUCGACCUGCAUUUAUUUUGAGACAACGUAUGUUGAAUUGUGUGCAGAAUCUGCAGUAUUACAUGAUGGUUGAAGUAAUUGAACCCAACUGGCACAAUUUUCUGGAAAAAAUAAAUAAGGUGACAAAUGUGGACCAGGUGCUGGCCUGUCACAGCGACUUCCUUUCCUCGUGCAUAAAGGACUGCAUGCUGACCAACCCAGGCCUCCUGAAGAUGGUCAACGUCCUGAUCGGGGUGUGCGUCUCCUUCUGUCGGUUCUUUGAGAAUGCGCAGAAGUACUUCGUGGAUGCCGAACUCAACUCGAUGAUAGCCCCAUCCGAUGCAGAGAGUGAUGUCUCUGAGGCUGCACCAAGCAUUGAAUGUUCUACCAGUGCUCUUGGAGAGAAUUUUGAGGACUCCAUUCGAAAUUUUGAUGAACAAUUUUCUGCUGCUCUUAUAAGUCUGCUUAAUAAAAUUGAUGAGCUUGCAAUGGAGGAUAAUAAUGAAAAAAUGCUCAAUGUCCUGUACAGAAUGGAUUUCAAUUCUUAUUACACAUCGUUUCUUGUACCAAGUGUCGGUGGAUCAUCGCAAACUGACCAAACAGGUGUCUCACACACUUCUGGUUAGAGAUUACUAUGAGGUUUUAAGUUAUGUCAUGAAAUAUCUUCAAAUUUUAGCAGUAAUGAAGCCAUGUAUUCGUUAGUUGUAGAAAAAAACAGAAAUUACACUAUUGUGAAUAGUUUUAAUAAAUGCCAUAAUUUUAAA
Molecule: messenger RNA, 3063 nt
Organism: Frankliniella occidentalis (western flower thrips)
Lineage: Eukaryota; Metazoa; Arthropoda; Insecta; Thysanoptera; Thripidae
Product: gamma-tubulin complex component 2-like
Exons: 15
Coding region: 337-2925 (862 amino acids)
Biological process (GO): cytoplasmic microtubule organization; spindle assembly; mitotic cell cycle
Cellular component (GO): gamma-tubulin small complex; spindle pole; equatorial microtubule organizing center
Molecular function (GO): microtubule minus-end binding; gamma-tubulin binding
Source: RefSeq, a predicted model, not a curated record